GUGCGGCGCUGCUGAAGUCCAAACUUUGCACGGCUCUUCACUCGGCUCUUUACUCGGCUCUUUACACACUGACUCCAAUGACUACACCAGUGUCCGAGCUGUUCGUCCCUGUCCCGUGGGGGGAGAUCAGAGGCCGGGUGUGGGGUCCCAGACAGGGCUAUCCCGUCCUGUGUCUGCACGGCUGGGCUGAUAACUGUGGCUCCUUCAACACCCUCAUCCCACUUCUGCCCAAAGAGUACAGAUAUGUGACUAUUGACCUGGCUGGACACGGUCUAUCCUCCCACUAUCCUCCAGGAGCUUUAUACACGUGUCUUUCAUACGUGGCAGAUGUGCGCAGAGUUUUAGAUUCUCUACGGGUGACAAAAUUAUCUCUCAUCGGGCACAGUAUGGGGGCUCACGUCGCAGGAUUGUUCAGUGCCCUGUUUCCAGAGAUGGUGGAUGCGCUCGUACUCCUGGAUGCUGAACAAUUUGUAGUUACAGAUGCGAAAGAAACCACCUCUAAAAUGAGACAAGGGCUUGACGAGAUUAUUCAGUUUGAAGCUUCUUCUAAGAAGAAGAAGGUUUACACGUAUGCGGAGGCUCUGGAGAGGUUGUUGGCUGCGAUUCCCAUUACGAAACAUUCUGCACAGAUCCUGCUGGAGAGAGGGUUGGUCUCUGUUGAAGGAGGAUUCGCUUUUUCUAGAGACCUUCGAGUCAAUUUCAGAGAUGUAGUUCGCAUGAGUUUGGAGCAGAACCUGGAGCUGUAUUCAAGAACACAAGCCGGUGUCCUCGUUAUUCUAGCUGCACAAGGAUAUUUUGAGAACACGCUUAGCUCAGUUGUUCAGCACUUCGAGGAGAGACAGUGCGAGUGUGUGACAGUGGAAGGAGAUCACCACGUCCACCUAAACAACCCGGAACACGUAGCUCCGCAUAUCUCCAAGUUUCUGCAGACGAAACUCUCAUCUUCUUCAAGCAGAUUAUAAUAAAGGAGCAGGAGCUGGAGGAUGAAGAAGAAGAAGACGCCGCAUGCAGCCCUUGUCUCUCUCGUGCGUCCCGGAGAGCACCUGCGGUUCCUUUCUGGCGUCUCCAGCGCAACGGCGAGAGAGAAAGGAGGAGGUAGCACCGGGUCUGCGUUUAAUCGGAUGACUGCUUUGACUUUCAGCUCCACCGACGCCAAGGACUCUUUCUGAUUUGGCAUCGCAGACAGCAUGUCGUGGUUGUUUCUGGACUGGUUCGUACCCCUCUACCUGCUCGUGUCGGUCCUGGUUCUGGCAGGAUUCGGAGCGUGCCUGUACUUCCUUGAACCGGGGCUGCAAGACGCCCACAAGUGGAACAACAAAACGGUUCGCCAUCACCCGCUAGUGGCCAGUGUGAACUGCAGAGAAGAUGAUAGUAACGCUCUGAUAUGAUCCGUGCGAAGGGGGCAAGCCGGAGUGGGCAAAUGAGGCCAUCUGGUCAAGGGGUUGUGCCAGGACAGAAAAUAAAAAAAAAAAAAGAAAAAGUUUACAAAGGAGGAAGAACACUGAGGAUCAUUCCAACUCGUCUCUGAUCUUUAAAACAGCUGAUUUUUCUGCUUUAAAGAUGAGUAAAAGCUUAUGUAAAGAGAUUUUUCAGUAAAGCCAUUUGCAGAACAAAGGCAACUGUAAAAGAUUAUGUCAAGUUUAUGUCUCUGUUUAUGUGUUACCCUUUAGGAACAUGUAACGUUGUAAAUCUCAUCUUAUACCUGUGCCAACUUUUGCAAACGGUUUGUAAUUUGCACUAUAAUCACUUUACAUGUGCGUUUUUGCUUCUCAUUGUGUGGAGUCGUCUGGGUUUGUCGUGAAGCAGCUGCUGUGAAAGAGCAUGUGGGUCGUUUAUACCAGUGGGCCAAACUGUAGUAAAUAGUGACUUUGUUAACGAGCCGUUGGUGCAAAAUACUCAAAGUGCCAAAUUUCAACGAAAAAGGACCAAGAUCCGAUUUGAUAAUUUGCCAAAUAUGUGUGUACUUAAUUUGUUUAAUCACUUUGCGGUGGCAUUGUGAGGAAAUGUGUAACCUGUCAUACCUUUUAUGAGAAAAAAAUGCUUCCUUCUUCAUACAAAAUAAAACAGAACAAUCCUGAACUUUU
Messenger RNA from Periophthalmus magnuspinnatus, 2084 nucleotides. Its product is annotated as serine hydrolase-like protein. Lineage: Eukaryota; Metazoa; Chordata; Actinopteri; Gobiiformes; Gobiidae. Bases 78 to 962 code for a protein of 294 amino acids. The record is from RefSeq and is a predicted model, not a curated record. The transcript has 14 exons.